CCGGAGAAGAGACCGGUAGCUUUUGACAGAAAGAUAAGAAAUUUAAGAUUUUCUCGAAAACAGACAUUCACUUUUGAGCACACAGUUCUUAAAACAUUACGUAGCUAUCGAAUUAAGAUCAAUCAAAUUGCUCUUAGUUGAUUUGGUAGCGUUCUUUCUACGGAAGUAAAAUCUUCAUGGAAAGAAUUUUCGCUUGAGCUUAUUUCAAAUCCAACAGAAAUUUCGUUCUCAAAAACAUGAGUGGCAACCAAGAAAACGAAACAGAGACUAARUCCAGCAAGUGUAGCUGUUUGAGUAAGAUAAGCAGCUUUAUAACRAACUCUUUGGAGGGAUUUUUCCAUUGGCUUGGUGUAAAAGUUGGAAGACAUCCAUGGAAGACAAUAAUUAUUGCUGUGAUCUUGAGCGCAGCUUGCGGUGCUGGGAUGCUAAAAUUUGAGCAAGAAAACAGGGGUGAUAGACUAUGGGUUCCACAGGACUCACUGGCCAARAAACACCAAAACUGGGUUAACGAGAAGUUUCCUUCUUCAGCUCUUUUUUCUAUUGUGAUGUUAACAGCUCCAGAUGUGCUUACUCCAGAUGUAUUUCAACAGGCUUUAGAAAUUGAUACACAGUUGAAACACAUAAACAAUGGAACUGCUAAUGAGUUUGAAAACUUAUGCUUCAAAAAUGGUCCAUUUUGUUCUGUUUCCAACAUACUGGAGCUAUGGUCAUUCAAUUCAACAGUCAUCAAGAGUCUUACUAGAAAUGAUAUCUUACAGAAGAUCAAUGAACCUAACUUGAGAAGCCCUGUGACUGGCCGAAAGAUCGUCAUAACGCAGUUUUUGGGAGAAGUUACACGUUCUUCUGUUGAURAUAAGAUAACUGCUGCCGGAGCCAUUAAAUCUACAUAUGGACUGAAGAAAGAUAAGGAGGGUGAGGAAGCCACCUCGAAUUGGGAAAAAGAAGUUGGUAAAAUUCUCGAUGACUGGCCGUCAUCCAGUGUUACAGCUUACUAUUUCACACAAUACAGUUUUCGUGAUGCGGCUGGAAGCGCCAUUCAAGGUGACGUGGUACUCUUAUCAACUGGCUACCUCUUGAUUAUCAUAUACGUGUCAUUUAUGCUUGGCAACCUCACAAGACUAAGACUCAAGAUCUGGCUGGCUAUAUUAGGUGUAGUGGGCGUGGGCAUGGCGAUAGGUGUAUCAUUUGGUUUAUCUAGUGCUUUUGGGGAGAUGUAUGGACCUGUCCACUCAACUCUACCCUUUUUACUGCUUGGUAUYGGUGUAGAUGAUAUGUUUGUCAUAGUCCAGGCAUGGAGUAAUCUCUCUCUCAAUAAACACAAGAAUCUGGCUAUCGAAGAACGCGUUGGUCAGGCAUUGAAACACGCUGGUUGUUCCAUCACUAUYACGUCUUUGACUGAUUUCUUGGCGUUCAUGAUUGGCGCAACUACGGUUCUUCCUGCUUUGAAGUCUUUUUGCAUUUUUGCUGGGAUAGGAAUUCUUGCAGAUUUUGCCAUACAGUCUACAUUCUUCACUGCUUGUCUUGCCCUUGAUGCUAAAAGACAAGAGGGCAUGCGYGAUAGCUGCUGCUGUUGUAUCAAACUCUCAUCAGACUACACCGAAUCAGAAUGCGGUAGUAAAGACAGACUGAARGAUUUCUUUGCUCGAUUCUAUGCCAAAGUUGUUCUUUCUCUUCCAGGAAAGAUAGUUGUAAUGGUUAUCGCGGGAACGCUGUUCGGCUUUAAUCUCUACGGUACUUURAUGUUGCGUCAGUACUUUGAUCAGAUCUGGUUCUUCCCUCCAGACUCUAUGGCCUACAAGUUUACCAUUGCAAAUAAUAGGUAUUUCCCAGUAGACGGRGACUCAGCUGCGAUAUACACAGGGAAACUCGAUUACUUCAAAGAUCAGGGCAAGCUUCACAAUGUGCACCUAGUAGUUGCUGCAGAUGAGUAUGUUGUGGGUACUUCUAUGGUCAGUUGGUAUGAUGAGUACAUCGCCUGGGCUAUUAACAACAAACCAGCCGCAGCUUUUGAUGCGGACAASCAUAUAACGAACGAGACGCUGUUUUAUUCGUGGUUGUUUGAGUAUCUGAACGGCMAGGGAAAAACCUUCUUGACUAAUGUGGUGUUCAUGAACACAACCAAUGGAAAGAGAAUAUCGAAUGCGCGCAUAAACUUCAAGCACAAAGACAUGGAUUCAACUCAGACCGAAGUAAAAGCCAUGGAACAGUUGAGGGACAAAAUCAAGAAAAUCUACUCAGACGAGAUGUUGGUUUUCAACUAUGGCCAGCGCUAUAUUAGCUGGGAAACUAACAAGAUCAUUAUGGAGGAACUGAUCCGUAACGUUGCCCUGGCCUUGCUCGCAGUGCUCAUCGUUACUGUAGUAGUCAUCGCCAACUUGUGGACGUCCCUGAUGGUGCUUAUCUGUGUUGCCUUAACUCUGGUCAAUUUAUGUGGACUGAUGCACUUCUGGGGACUUACCAUCGAUACAGUAACUACCGUGCUGAUGGUCUUAGCUGUUGGCCUAGCAGUCGAUUAUGCGUCCCAUAUCGGGCAUACCUUCAUGGUCACUGCUGGCACAAGACAAGAACGAGCCUUCAUCACACUACGUGACAUGGGUCCUGCUGUUUGGAAUGGUGGUUUCAGUACCUUCCUUGCGUUCAUACUMCUAGCCGUCUCGAAUUCGUAUGUCUUCAAGUCGUUUUUCAAGGUGUUCUUCGGAGUAGUUCUCUAUGGCAUGUUUCAUGGUCUGUGCUUCCUUCCCGUCAUCCUCUCAGCCAUUGGUCCAGCUCCUUAUGAUUCAGCGCGUCAUCACGAACUACACGAAAAGCGGAUYUCUMSMUCCCAGUCCCCAGUCCACCCCAUUAACUCRGCCGAGGAUAACCGUGGGUUUGAAAUGAAUGACAAACCCAAAAGUGCUGGGCAAAGAAGCGUGAAUAAAACUGCUAACGGACAAGGAGAGYAUUACAUACCUCCCCCUGACUACCAAGAUGUUGCCGUUGAGGACAUUCUGAAAGCAUCUUAAGGGCAGAAGGCGUGACACUUAAUCAAGAAUAAUGCGUGACACACAUUCACUUAAUGAUAUGGAAAGGGUAUAUCAUUUUAAUUCGUACACUCAC
This is a messenger RNA of Actinia tenebrosa (Australian red waratah sea anemone), 3096 nucleotides long. RefSeq names its product patched domain-containing protein 3. Lineage: Eukaryota; Metazoa; Cnidaria; Anthozoa; Actiniaria; Actiniidae. The record is from RefSeq and is a predicted model, not a curated record. Gene Ontology annotation, cellular component: membrane.